AUGUACCGCUCGCUCGUCUUCACCACGAACCAGCACUACUGCCUGCACAGCCUCGCCCUCGUUGUGCGGCCGCGGCAGCGCGAGCAGCUGCACACCACGGCGUUUCAGGCUGGUGAGUUGACGCGGCGUGUGCACUGCGAGGGCUGCAUUGCGAUUCACCGCUACAACGCCGACCUCGCGGUGCGGGAACUACACGUUCCGGCCCGGCUGCUGCAGGGCCUCCUGCCCAGCGCCCUGCUCGAGGCGUUUCUCUUCUGGCAAGAUGAAGAGGACGACAAGAUACGCGGCUACCCGCUCGGCGACGCGCAGGACUACUGGUUCAGCUACACGCUUGAGGUGCGGUUGCGGCGGGGCGCUGGCGACUGUAUCGUCACGCGGCGCAGCGGCACAACGCACCAGCCCAGCAGCAGCGGCGGUGGGCGGAGACCGCAACGUCAGUUCCGCGGCGCGAAGAGGCCCAAGACGGAGACAGCGGUAUCCGCGAACGAGGAGGUGGAGGUGACGCAGGCGCAGGUGGCGCUGGUGUGCAGCGCGCUGCCGUACUUGACGGACGCGACGUGCUGCUGGCUGCUGCAGCGCACGCACGGCGACGUGGCGGCGGCGAUUCAGCAGGCGACUGACCCCGACACCCGCGACGCCGUGGCGGCCGUCGACAAUGAGGAGCGGCAGAAGGAACAUCAGGCCGAAGAGAACGAGGAAGGAACCACACACCACGACAACGACAACGAGAUUCAUGAGGAGAAGGAAGCACCACUCGUGCUACUCAACCUGCUGCAGAACGUUGAGCUGUUCCCACUGCUGCAGCUGUUGACGAGGCUGGAAGACUGCUCGCACAUCUUGGUCUGGGGACGCGCAUCUGCAACACAGCCGCGUGCAGAGGAGGGAGAGAAAGGAACUAGUGCGACGCUGGCGGAUGUGGUGUCGAUUGAACUGCCGCGACUCCGCGCAAAAUUGCAUCCGCAUGUCGACACCACCACCGGCCGCCUGCGCCUGCACCUCGCCGACCACCCCGGCUGGUACAUCGCGGAGGCCGACGACAUCCCGCACAGUACUGGCAGCAAGAAGAGCAGCGGCAGCAGCGGUGGCCAGGAUUUCCUGCACCAGCUGCAGCGCCCCUUCCAGGAGUGUGUAACGCUGUGCAAUAGCACCAACGACUUCGCGCUCAUGGUGCCAAACCACGACUUCACCCCGAUGAACGUCCAGGACGACCCAUUCAGCCCACUGCUGCUCUUCGACCGCGCAUCGCUGCGCUGGCAGGAGAAUGUGCCGUCGCCGUUCUACCUCUACGCUGUACACCCGUGCGGCAGCUUCCUCACGCCGCCGACGCUCGCCGCCUCGCUUUACUAUGCGGUUGUGCAGUGUGCGACGCGGCACUACGCAGGUGCGAUGCGGACGCUAGAGUCGUGCUACACGGAUAGCGCCUUCACUGGCGAGGAAGCCUUUAUGUUCGGCCUCAUGGAGCGCACGCUGCAAGACCGUUUUCCUGACGCCCACGCGGUGCGGCUGAAACUCGCCCACGCGGUGCAGUACGGCCCGCAAGAGCUGCCGUGGGCCCUCCACAUCGACCUUUCUGGAUACCUACAGAAGAAGCGGCACGUCUCACAGGCGUGCCAGCUGACGCGUGACGAGGUUAUCGACCUCCUCCGCCGCUGCUCCAAGGCAGUGCCCAUCAUCCAUGCGCAACUGCAGCUGUGGGCCGGCCUGCUUAAGGCCGAGCAGAAGCAGCAAAAGAGAGCUGAGACCAAACCAAAGCGCCGCAAGUCGUGUGGCGAUGCGCUGAAGGUGACACUGCAGACGCCGCGGCUGGACCGCUGCGGCUACCCCUGGGAGCACCUGCUGCAGUACCGCUGGUCACGCAUCGCACCACAGAGACCGCGGCGCGUCACGUACGAAGCGCCACCAACAGAAUCGCUGCAGGAGCAAGGCCUCGUCGAGUUCCUCUGGCAGGACAAGCUUCUGUCCGACGAGGAGAGCGGGGCGAACAGCAAGCUCGGGUUUUACUUUCUGUACUGCUUGAAAAAGGACAAGCUCACACCGAAGUUGUUCGGUGGCGACGUGCGCGUGACGCUGACGCAGCUUCUCACGCGCUGGUUUCACCUGCGCCACGCCCGCUGGGGGCGCGAGGCGCUCCGCGACGGUGAGACAGAAGUGCGGCCGUCGUGGUGCGGUGCGGUGCUGCAGCUGUUUGACAUCGCACCUUCUGCCGGCUGGCCGGACACGCUGUCGGACAUGCAGGCGCAGUACCGCAUGCGCCGUGGCGUGAACAUGACGGAGACGACAGGCGAGGGCAUGGCAGCAGCGCCGACGCUGAUGCAGUUCUACCAGGCGCUUGAUCGCGUGGCGCGCACGACGUUUGAGUCCAAUGCGGCGGUGCAGCAGCAGCGGGAGCGGUGGCAGCUGAGUCAGAGCCGCACCGUCAUGCAGCGGAAGCUCUCUGUGCGCAUGACAGAUCACCUGCGGCCGCGCGUCGCCCCCGCGAACACCGGCCAGGACCAGCUGCAGCUCGCGUUCCGCGCAUUCCGCGCAACCGCACGCGAGGCGCUCCUGGCGAACGAAGAGGAGGAGAGCAACGGGGGUGCGGUGAUGCAGCGGCGACUGCUUGCGCUCUUUGGCGCGCCGCUGAGCGAGGUGGAGGUGCUGUCGCGCUUCAUCCACACGGAGCCUGCGGUACGGCGCGGGUGUGAUGGCCGGUUGCCCUUCGAUCUCCGCCGGCACGCUCAGUGCAGCACACCGCUUGCGCAGCACAUGCUGGAGCGCCUCGAGGAGGAUGCCGCCCGAUUUGCGCAGCAGCAGCAACAGCAGAUGCACCGCUCGCUGACGGCGCUUUCCCGCGAGCGGAUGCAAUCCAUUCUCUGCGAGGGCCGCACAGCCGCUGCUGUGCAAGGGGAACUUGCCACCGCGACGGAAGAUCUGCAGCAAUGCAUCGCUGCCUUGUCUGCCCUGAGCGCAGGGGAUAACGCGGACGUGCGGGAACUCACCGCGUCAGUGCUGCACCUCGCCAACGAUGUGCCCACCGACGGCAGGGGCAGCAAUGCCGACGAAGCUGAUGCCGCGCUGCAUGUGCGGGACUUCCGCCUGCAGCGGUUGCAAGGCAGCCGAUGUGCGGUGCCUCUCGAGUGGCUGCUGGGGGCGUUGUUGAGCACCGACAUGGCGGCGGAUCUGCAGGCUGUGAACCCCUUCCACGGCGAUGUGGCGCGGCUUAGGGCGGACCUUGUGCUGCUGAUGCUGCUCGCCAACCGCAGUUACAUGGCACAGCAGGCGAAGCAGUCGGUGCGCCAGCUGGUGCUCUUCCUCGAGCUGUGCGCGCUGCUUCGCGGCGUGAACGAGAAGAGCGACAGCAGCAACGCCAACAUGGCGGCGGGGCAAACGGCGAUGGACGCACGCCGAGCGCGACUGCAGGAGUUGCUGCAGCGUUUUUCCGUCGGUGUUGAUGUUGAGGCGCUGGAGCAGUGUGAGCAGCAACGACAGGAGACAAGCGGUGGCAGUGACGACGUCAUCACCACCAGCAGCCGUGGCAGCUGCCCAGUGCGGUGCCUACCCGAGGAUGUCGUGGCGGCGCUGGAGAGCCGCAUGCAGCAGCUGGCCAACGAGGCAAUUGACCUCCUCACUGCCAGGCGUCACUACGCGACGAUGUGCGGCGAGGACAACGCUGCGGUGGCGCUCGACCCACGGUACCUGCUGUUCGAGUUCAUGCACAACAUCCUGCUGCGCGCACGGCAGGUGGAGAUGGUGCGCUGGUUCGUCGACAACACCCGCGCCGGCGUCUCGCGCGUGCAGCAGAUGAUCAUGGGACAGGGCAAGACAACCGUUGUUGGCCCGCUGCUCGCGCUGAUCCUCGCCGACGGUGAGCAGCUCGUGACGCAGGUCAUGCCGACGGCGCUGCUGGAGCAGACGCGCGGCAUCUUGCGCCGCUGCUUCAGCGUGGUGGUGCCGAAGCAGAUCUACACGCUGCAUUUCGACCGCGCCUUUGACGACACCAACACAAGCCACAUCGCGCUGCUGCAGCAGAAGUUAACCGCCGCCGCCAGGACGCGCGCCAUUCUUAUCUCCGCCCCCGAGUGCAUCAAGUCCGUCUUCCUCAAGUCGAUCGAGCAGCUGCACAUCAUUGAAACCACGCCGACGGAGGAGCUCGACGCGGCUCACGACGCGGUGGACGAGCGCACGUCGGCACACGCGCAAGGACUGCUGCGCCGCACACAGCAACGCUCCGCCGUGGCGGACGCCAUCACACCUAUCAUUCAGCUGUGGCAGCGCGGAGUGCUCAUCAUGGACGAGGUCGACGUGCUGCUACACCCGCUGCGCUCUGAGCUGAACUUCCCCAUCGGCCUUAAGCACCCGAUUGACCUGAGCGGGCCACGCUGGACGCUGCCGAUCCACCUGUUGGAUGCGGUGUUCUUCUACCAGCGUGGACGUACUGCGACUGAUGGUGGCGCCGAGACAGCAGCGCAGCAAGACCAACGGGACAACGGGGCACGGAGUCGCCUGCAGGAGACGGUGCUCGCCGUCGUGCAUGACGCCAUAGCAAAGGGGUACGAGACACGUGCACUGCAGCGAGAGCCGCACCUUGUGCUGCUUGACCACGCGUACUACCAGGAGCUGUUGCUCCCCGCCCUGCUGCCAUGGGCACAGCUGUGGUUGUUCGAGCAGAUUGAACGUGAGAAGCGGCGUGGCGUCGCCGCAACAUGUGCGGCAUCCGCGUCAUCUUUGGAGUGGCAGACGUUUGUGGAGAUCACGACAGCCUUCCUGCAGCUUCCGGAGCGUCCCGACCGCGAGAGCACUGUGGGUUUUGCAAUCAACGCGAACUUCCGCCCCUUCGCGAUCCAACUUCUUUGUCUUGCCCACGACUGGCUUCACCGACUGCUUCCGCAUGUGCUUGCAAAGAUCAACCGCGUGAGUUUCGGCCUCCUGCAGCCGCAGGAACUCGCGCUGACGGACCCCGAGGAGCGCGAGCGGAUGCCGCUCAGUCGCCGCAUGAUGGCGAUCCCAUUUGUCGCGAAGGACGUGCCGAGCCGCAGCUCCGAGUUCGCCCACCCUGAUGUGGUGAUCGGACUGACCAUUCUCGCCUUCCGCUAUGAGGGCAUGCGUUUGGCAGAUGUGAAGGAGCUGCUGGUGCAGCUGAAGCAGGACUUUGCACGGCAGUCCGGACCCAAGGAGCACCGCCCUGCCGCAAAGUUGUACCACCACUGGCUUCGGCUCAGCGCCAGUCUCGUCGAUGGCGAAACCGAUGCGCCACCGUCGCCGUCUGGUGUUGCGGCCGCCGUUGUACCUGAUCGCUCCGGCAUCCCACUCUCACAGCUGCAGGUGACGGAUGAGGUUGCGAUGCAUGCACUGCACCGCCGUCUGCGCCACUUGCCNGAGGUGGUGCACUACUACCUCUGCUCGCACGUUUUUCCCCGCACCAUGAACUUCCAGGGCAUGAAGAUCAGCGCGUGUGGCCACGAGCUCGGCUCCUCUAUGCUCUUCACCCAGCGCAUCGGCUUCAGCGGCACGCCGAGCAACCUGCUGCCGCUUGACCUCGGCGAGUGCUUCUACGAGCCCGGCAGCGAUGGGCGUGUGCUGUCGGUGCUGACCGACCCCGCCGUUGUCACGGCAGAGGUGCUUCCGCCCGACUGGAUGCCGUUGCGCGUGCUCGACCGCAUCGCCACAGCGCACCCGCCGUACCACGCCCUCAUCGACGCCGGCGCGCUCAUUACAAACAUGGAGAAUGAGGACGUUGCACGGUACCUGCUGGGUAAACUAUCGCCCACUCUGUUUGACGGUGUCGUGUUCCUCGACAGGAAGGACAGGCAGAUGAUCCUGCAGCGCAGUAACGGGCUGAAGGUUCCGGUGGCACAGUCCGGCAUCGCUCUCACGCGCCGCUUCACCUUCUUCGAUCAAGUGCACACAACAGGGACAGACAUCAAGCAGGCCGCCUCCGUGACGGCGAUUGUGACGCUCGGAAAGGACCUUGUGUUCCGCGACUACGCCCAGGGCGCGUACCGCAUGCGUGGUGUGGGCAAAGGGCAGCGGCUGCGCCUCUACCUUAUUCCCGAGGUACUAGCGCGCAUCCACGCCACGCUCGGAGCAGCGGAGACACACAACCUACUCCUCGACGUCCCCGUGUGGCUGCUGCUCAACUCGAUGCAGAUGGAGGGGCUACAGUUCAUUAAGCUGACGACGCAGGAGCUGGCCAAUGUGUGGCGCAAGAAGGCGCUGCAGUACCUACUGGCAGAUUCCAUCCACGCAAACGCACACCCUGACGCGUACACCGAUAUGGCGCGCUGCAGACGAUUCCACAUGCAGCGCCCGCCCAUCACCAGCACGGGCAGUAAUGAGCCACCGCUUCCAACGGUGUCGCUGCUGCGUUCCUCCAUUCACGAGUUCCGGGAACUAAUUGCGUACCCCGUAGACUCGUGUGUCGAUACCCCGGUUCCCUUCCUGCAGCGCCUCACGGAACAGAUGAACGGCAAGCCGCAAGAGCUCAUCAAGGACGACGGACCAUCUCAAGAGCUUCUCCGUGGAUUGAUGCAACGCAUCGGAUCUUCGCUCACCUCCCGUGGCGGAGAGAGUUCAAACAUAGCGAAGAGGGAGUCAUCAAUGAAUUUGGAUUCGGAGGUCGUGCAUGAGCAGGAGGCGGAGGAGGAGCAGGAGCAGGAGGCGGAGCAGGAGGAGCAGCGCAUUUCUGUCGCCUCACGCGAUGACGAGUUUCAUAUUCCGUGGCGCGUGGAAACGCUUCAAACGUACAGGGAUCCACAACCAGCGAAGGGCAGCUGCUUCUACCCGCUUCACCGCCUGCGCGUGCGGCCGCAGCAACCGCUGUUACUGGUCGACGCCACAGUUCAAAUCAGCGACAACUACUACCGCGAGAAUUGGCACGGCGUGGGCGAGCGGCGCCUAAAAAACGCGUUUCUUAUGCUGGAAUGGGUACCCCCAUCGCCGAAGGAGCAGCAGCAGCAACAACAGCAACAACAACAUCAAGAGCGUGAAGAGACACCGGAGGCCAAUGAUCAUGUCGUCUACGCUGGACUUGUUACACUCGCGGAGGGGGAGUCGCUGCGAUGGAUGAUGCACCACCCAUCGGGUAUCACCGCAUCUAUUCGCAUGGCGCUGCGGGUUGUGAGCAACGGGCGCUACAUGGACGCCACCGAUGUCUUUGCGGCCACACUGCCACAUGUGCGUGAGCAGCGCAUCCGAGUACCCUUCUUGAGGCAAGAUGCCCAAGCUGCACUUACACCGGCGCCUACGGCAGUGCGUGACGGCGCCGUGCUGUUGUACCGUUUCUUCAAUAACGACAUGUUCUUCUCCAAUGGAGAGCUCGCUGUGCUGGAGCAGAUGCUGUGCGACGUUACACAUGCAGACCGACUGCAGUUCUUCAUGGACUGUCUGCGCGCUCGGCGCCGCCACCGCAACCACUGGGACGACGCCCCCGUCGCCGCACUCUUCGUGCCGGCGGAGGACCGCGAGAGUAUGCGGCCGCUGGCCAUCCUUUCAGCCCUGCGUGUUCGCUUUGAAGAGCUACAGGACAGAGUCAUGACGGCGAAAGAUGCGCAGAAGCUACGGCUUAUCGAGCAGCUGCAGUCAUUCCACACACGUGCCGAGAAGAUAGCUGCAAAGAAGAACAAUGGCCGUCAACAGCACCAACCGGCUUCGUCACGAUCUUCAGUGCCCAUGGAUGCUGUGGCGCGGCUUCUGCAUGAUGUCUUUUCGGCCGUAAUGAAACCUUUCACGCUUCACGACGUUGAGCAGACGCUGCGGUACUUGUGCCAUCACGAAUCCCCCGGCUUGACUGCGACGAGGGCCACCACUUCCCCAACUGCUGCUGCUGCUGCUGCUUACAGCGGCAUGGGCGAUGUGAGUGUUACGUUGUCUCACUUGACGGAGGCAUUUCCCGUCCUCCGAGAGGAAUUCCUGAAGAAGCGGCUGGAGGAGGCGGGGGAACCCGUGGUGUGUGACGCGGAGCCGUGGCACUGCCCAACAUGCACGCUCCUCAACGAUCCCGCGAUGCGGCGAUGUGCGGCCUGCAAUUCAGUAAAUCCCUCUGCGAGCGGGGAGACUGCAAACAGUGCCCACGGGGCGGAGCAGCCGUGGCAAUGUCCGCAGUGCACCUUCAUCAAUGCAUCUCGCCAGCAGCCGGUGUGCAGUGUCUGCCUUACAGCAAAUCCCUCCCCACUGGUUGACGCGCAACAGUCACACGGGGACGUGCGUCACGGGCUCAGUACCGCUGCUGCUUGGGAAUGCCCGUCCGGCUACUGGGUAUGCUCGGUGGAGCAUGGCGGCUGCAGUAAGUUCAACCCCAACGACGUCUUCUACUGCCAGGUGUGCGACAAGGCAAGACCCAACCUCGCUUCGCUGCGGUUCUAG
Trypanosoma grayi is the source of this 8340-nucleotide messenger RNA. RefSeq names its product NXN protein. Gene Ontology annotation, cellular component: nucleus; cytoplasm. The transcript has a single exon. Lineage: Eukaryota; Euglenozoa; Kinetoplastea; Trypanosomatida; Trypanosomatidae. Bases 1 to 8340 code for a protein of 2779 amino acids. The record is from RefSeq and is a predicted model, not a curated record. Gene Ontology annotation, molecular function: cysteine-type deubiquitinase activity; K63-linked polyubiquitin modification-dependent protein binding. Gene Ontology annotation, biological process: protein deubiquitination involved in ubiquitin-dependent protein catabolic process.